AUGCAGGAGCCAAAAUCUUUUCUAAUAAGAGAUCUGCUUGGGGAUGUACUCGCUGAACGUGUUCACGAUGAGUCGGGUGAUGAUUCAGCACUCCAUUCAGAUUCUGAAGACACGAUUGACCCCGGCCACAGCCCUUGUACCCGACUGAGGACUUCUCCACCUGUACUCUCUCCCUCGCCAGGUCCCAUGCAAAAUUGUGGACCGUCCGCAAGUGCCACUAGCAAUCGAAAACCUCGACGAAGACGCACGGCUUUUACUCAUGCACAAUUGGCAUAUUUAGAGCGUAAAUUUAGGUGUCAAAAAUAUCUCAGUGUCGCCGAUCGCAGUGAUGUUGCUGACGCAUUGUCCUUAUCUGAAACCCAAGUAAAAACUUGGUACCAGAACAGAAGGUAA
Molecule: messenger RNA, 393 nt
Organism: Fopius arisanus
Lineage: Eukaryota; Metazoa; Arthropoda; Insecta; Hymenoptera; Braconidae
Product: homeobox protein GBX-2
Exons: 2
Coding region: 1-393 (130 amino acids)
Molecular function (GO): DNA binding
Source: RefSeq, a predicted model, not a curated record